UCCUUAUUUUUCACGUAGUCUGAUUAUCGCUAGAUUUAAUCGUACAAUGGAACGUGGUCAAUUAUCCGUUCAAAUUUAGGAAAUACCUUUGGCGUCGAGACUAAAAACAUGGUGUCUUUGGAGCCAUGUGUUUCUGGUAUCCAUUUACACCGUUUCGACGGGUUAUCGACAUGUUAAAAUAACAGUAAAGAACGUGACAGUGACUUUGGAUCGAUCAUUUCAGUCUAUUGAGAGUUCAUUUGGACACUUCCUAACAUUCGAAAUGUUCUACUCUUUUAGUUAAAAGAUUUAAAUAACAAUCGGACACGCCCAGGAUAUAAUUGGAUUUUAGAAGCAUGGAUUCUGCCACUGAAUUGCAACAGAUAGAAAUAUUAGCCAAAGAAGCAGAGUGUCUAAAAUUACGGCUAGACGACGAGAGGCAAAGACUAAACGAUGUCACACUCUUCAGCGUGGCGGAUAGACUAGAAGCUAUAAAUUGUAUGAAUGUUAAACCUCGCCGUGUUCUAAAAGGUCAUCAAGCAAAGGUUUUGUGUUCCGACUGGUCACCUGACAAGCGCCACAUUGUUUCCUCGUCACAGGAUGGAAAAAUGCUCAUAUGGGAUGCAUUUACCACAAAUAAAGAACACGCGGUUACCAUGCCGACAACCUGGGUGAUGGCUUGUGCUUAUGCCCCUAGUGGAACUCUUGUGGCUUGUGGUGGACUAGAUAACAAAGUUACGGUGUACACACUAAGCCUUGAAGACGAUGUUUCUGCUCGCAAGAAAACAGUAGGAACUCACACUUCAUACAUGUCAUGCUGUGCAUUUCCAAACAGCGAUCAACAAAUUUUGACCGGUAGUGGAGACAGCACCUGCGCUCUUUGGGAUGUAGAAAGUGGACAGCUGCUCCAAAAUUUUCAUGGACAUUCAGGCGAUGUUAUGUCUCUCGAUUUGGCUCCAAGCGAAACGGGAAAUACAUUUGUAUCGGGAAGUUGCGAUAAAAUGGUUCUUAUAUGGGAUAUGAGAAGUGGUCAGUGUGUUCAAAGCUUCGAAGGUCAUCGUUCAGAUGUUAAUUCGGUCAGGUUUCAUCCAAGUGGCGAUGCAGUAGCAACAGGCUCCGAUGAUGCAACUUGUCGUCUUUUUGAUUUGCGGGCAGACAAAGAAGUUGCCGUUUAUGCAAAACAAAGUAUUAUAUUUGGUGCCAAUGCAGUCGACCUCAGCGUGAGUGGUCGCCUUCUUUUUGCUGGUUAUAAUGACUAUACUGUCAAUGCAUGGGACACAUUGAAAUGCCAGAGGGUUGCGCUACUCUACGGUCAUGAAAACCGUGUGUCUUGUUUACGUGUCUCCCCUGAUGGUACUGCUCUUUCGACAGGGAGCUGGGAUGCGACACUUCGAGUCUGGGCUUAGUAAUAUUCUGCUAAGCGCUGCUUUAGCUCUGUUUAUAAAUUUAUCUAGAAUCGAUACCAUCUAUUAUUGUUGAGACAAGCACAUCGAUUGAUGGCUUGGAUGAUGUGACAAGCUGGUCUUGGCGUUUUAAAGAUCUAUUGUGAUUAUUUAAGUUAAGGAAUGAACUGUUACACACACAUACAUAUGUGCAGAUUUAGAGCGCUCCAGAUACUGAAUUCAACUGCAAUACAUUUAGCAUACCUAGAUCUAAAAAACGAAAUUACCGUACAUUGUAUAGUACUAUACAUAAACUGAAUUCAUGUAUAAUAAAACAACGCAAGGUGUAGUAGACACGAAUUGUAUCGGACGUUGUAAAACUGCAGGAGAACCCAGACGAUUGAUGAAUAUCACAUCCUGCGUGUCAACGUCGAUUAUUUAUUUAAGAUGUAUAGUUUUAAAUGAGAUAGAUAGACCAAACUGGAUGUGAACUUGUUAUGUUCUUACUGUUAAUAAUAUAAAUUAACAAUCGUAACAAAAAAAUUCCGAUUCGUAUUCGUAUAUUCACCCGCUAUCGAAAUGUUUUACUGGAGAGAUAGGAUACAUUAAAUAAUUCUAUAUUUCUGCACAUUAUUUUUAUUUCAAUAAAUAUUUUGUUAUCAGCGUU
This is a messenger RNA of Athalia rosae (coleseed sawfly), 2028 nucleotides long. It is a transcript of the gene Gbeta5, whose product is annotated as guanine nucleotide-binding protein subunit beta-5. Bases 336 to 1385 code for a protein of 349 amino acids. Gene Ontology annotation, cellular component: heterotrimeric G-protein complex; cytoplasm. The record is from RefSeq and is a predicted model, not a curated record. Gene Ontology annotation, molecular function: protein binding; signaling receptor complex adaptor activity. The transcript is spliced from 7 exons. NCBI's taxonomy places the organism in Eukaryota, Metazoa, Arthropoda, Insecta, Hymenoptera, Athaliidae. Gene Ontology annotation, biological process: G protein-coupled receptor signaling pathway; G protein-coupled dopamine receptor signaling pathway.